AUGACGUUUGAAAAACUAUACUACGAUCCGUCGAAUUAUGCGAGUUAUUCGGCGGUGGAUAAUCUAACUCGCGCCGUUAAACCGAAUUUCUCACGGGGAGAAGUCGUACGCUGGCUCGAAUCGCAAGACGCGUACACGUUGCACAGGCCAUUGCACAGAAAAUUUCCAAGAUUGCAUUACAACGUGACAAACAUUGACGAUGUGUGGGAGGCAGAUUUGAUCGAACUGCGAAAUCUAAAAAGUUACAACGACGGUUAUUCCUAUCUGUUAGUAAUUAUCGAUGUAUUAAGCAAAUAUGUCUGGGUAGAACCGCUACGUGACAAAACGAGCAACAGCGUGAUAAAAGCUUUUCAACGCGUACUAGCAAAAAGCGAAGGACGAGUACCCGUAUACUUACAAACGGACAAAGGUAAAGAAUUUGUCGCGCACCCAAUGCAAAAAUUCCUUAAAGAAAACGAUAUUCGUUUUCGAGUAACGCGCAAUCCCGACAUUAAAGCCGCCGUUGUCGAGCGCUUCAACAGAACACUGAAGGAGCGAAUGUGGCGUUAUUUCACGCAUAAAAAUACGCGACGCUACGUCGAUGUUCUACAGGACGUUGUACGCGCUUACAAUCACACGCGUCACACGUCCACGAGAAUGCAACCCGCGGUAGUAACGAGAGAAAACGCCCGUAUCGCGCGUGAAAAUAUAUCGCGUCGUUGGAAAAACAACAUAUUGAAGAAACGAACGCGAAAGAUUAAAUAUCGCGUUGGAGAUCUCGUUCGUAUCAGUAGGGCGAAAGCGGCCUUCGAGAAAGGUUACGAGGCUAAAUGGAGCGAGGAAAUAUUUCAAAUUUAUCGUAUUCUCGAUUGGCGAAAUCCUCACGUGUACGAGCUACGAGAUUUAGCAGACGAAGUCAUAGACGGUAUUUUUUAUGAGCAAGAAUUAGCACGAGUCGAGAAGAACCUAGAGGAAGAACAAUUUAUCGUUGAUCGCGUGAUAAAGAGUAGAGGGCGAGGAGCUAAUAAACAAGUGCUAGUUAACUGGCGCGGUUACCCCAGUAAGUUUGACACCUGGAUUCCGGCAUCGAGUUUAAUUUCUCUUCGCGAUGGAGGAGGAACAAUUUCUUCUAGUACUCCCGAGUAA
Trachymyrmex septentrionalis is the source of this 1125-nucleotide messenger RNA. RefSeq lists its product as uncharacterized. The transcript has a single exon. Gene Ontology annotation, molecular function: nucleic acid binding. Lineage: Eukaryota; Metazoa; Arthropoda; Insecta; Hymenoptera; Formicidae. The coding region runs from base 1 to 1125 and encodes 374 amino acids. The record is from RefSeq and is a predicted model, not a curated record. Gene Ontology annotation, biological process: DNA integration.